Schizosaccharomyces osmophilus is the source of this 1083-nucleotide messenger RNA. It is a transcript of the gene any1, whose product is annotated as arrestin-related substrate adaptor Any1. The transcript has a single exon. The record is from RefSeq and is a predicted model, not a curated record. Bases 1 to 1083 code for a protein of 360 amino acids. Lineage: Eukaryota; Fungi; Ascomycota; Schizosaccharomycetes; Schizosaccharomycetales; Schizosaccharomycetaceae.
AUGCCUUUAAAACUGUCUCUCCCUCGUUCGUCCAGCCAUGCUCGCGAAUCCCAUUGCCAAAUGGAUGUUCGGAUGGAGUCUCCUCCUCUCGUCCUCUUGGGCCCCCCAGAGACUUCCACCGGCGCCUUGGCUUCGGGAAUAUUUAAACUCACAAUCCUUCAUCAACCGUUUGUUCAUGUUCACUCAUUAAAACUUCAGUUGAAGCAGAAAAUCUCCGUUCAUCAUCCCCCCGUAUCUCAUUGCUCUGAUUGUGGAGGCUCAAUAGAAGUGUUACAAGAAUGGGUGUUUAUUUCAAAUGCAAAAUUUCCAAGCGGAACACAGUUUUGGCCGUUUAGUUGGCUUUUUCCUGGUACGCUGCCUGCCACACUUUCUACACGACACAUUAGUGUCGAAUAUUACUUGGAGGCUAUGUUUUGCUAUGCAACUCCAGAUGGAGGCCUUUCUCCUUAUAAACCUGAAAUUAUGAAAUAUCCCUUAGAACUUAAAAGAGCCUUUGUUCCUGGCUCAGAUACCAUCCACAAGCGAAUUUUCCCCCCAACCGAUCUUGUUGCCAAUAUUACCAUGUCGAGUAUCCUGCAUCCUCACACAGUUGCCCUCAUGGAAAUCACUAUGACUGGCUUUUUACAGACUGAUGGGAGCGAAUGGGGAGUCACUAGGGUUACUUGGCGUCUAGAAGAACACUUAAAUUAUACCCCCAAACCUUGUGAUCGUCAUAAAGAAACUAUUCGAUUUCGUACUGUCCAAGAGAAAAAAAUCCUUAGUGCCCAAGAUUUGCAAUCGGGGUGGAAAUUCGUUGAUCAUCAAUUCUUUUUGACUUGCCAAAUUAACGCUGCUGCAUUCCGGGAACCUACUUGUGAUGCAGAACUUUCUGGUCGAUUUAAUCUGAAAAUCUCUCACUACCUAAUCAUCGAAGCUAUUGUCAAUCGACGAAAGGGAGCAACAAGUAAUAUUGGAAAUGCUCGUAUCUUGCGAGUGUCCAUUCCUCAACCCCUAACAAGCCCUGCUGGUUUGGGCAUUAGCUGGGAUGAAGAAUGUCCUCCGAUUUUUGAAAGCGUAGGGCCAGCUCCUCCAGCUUAUUGUUGA